Molecule: messenger RNA, 2733 nt
Organism: Coregonus clupeaformis (lake whitefish)
Lineage: Eukaryota; Metazoa; Chordata; Actinopteri; Salmoniformes; Salmonidae
Product: protocadherin beta-16-like
Exons: 1
Coding region: 213-2696 (827 amino acids)
Biological process (GO): homophilic cell-cell adhesion
Cellular component (GO): plasma membrane
Molecular function (GO): calcium ion binding
Source: RefSeq, a predicted model, not a curated record
UAAUUUUCGCCCUGCCUAUAGUGUGGAUGAUAUUAAAGUCGCAGUGACCUGCGCGCAAUCCCUAUUGCUUUGGGAGAGUGAGAACACUGUCUCAGACGGAUGUCACUGGAAUAACAGAGAUAGCCUACAUAUUUUGAUUUGCUGCCUUGCAUACAUAUGAGUAUUAUCGGAUUUUAACAUUAGAUAGUUGUGCAACGCAUAUUAAGAAAAACAUGCUUUUUCUUUGUUUUUGUGGAACGAGGGGAUCCGCCAUUCGGAAAUGGCAAUUGCAUCUUCUCCUUUUCUCAGUCUGUUUUUCAAUAUAUGUGGACUGUCAGGUCCGCUAUUCAAUUCCUGAGGAGAUGACGACUGGUUCGUUCGUGGGGAAUAUCGUUCAGGACCUAGGGCUGGAAGUUAAAAGACUGAAAACAGGUCGAGCGCGUAUUUUUACAGAGGAUAACCGUGAGUAUAUCGGUCUCAAUGCGGACAAAGGGAUUCUGGUUGUGAAAGAGAGGAUUGAUAGAGAGGAGCUGUGCGCCCAAGUGACUCCAUGUUCAUUACAUUUCCAGAUAAUCCUUGAAAAUCCCGUUGAACUUCACCGUAUUGACGUAGAGAUAUUAGAUAUUAACGACAAUACUCCAGUAUUUCCAAAUAAAGACAUUCGAAUAGAGAUUAGUGAGGGGUCUCUGUCCGGAGCCCGGUUUCCGCUCGAGAAUGCUAUGGAUCCUGACGUCGGAAUUAAUUCCAUUCAAACAUAUUCUCUCCUACCGAGUGAUCAUUUCACUCUGAAACAACAUUCACACGCAGAGGGCAGUACAUAUGUAGAGAUGGUGCUUGAAACGAUGCUCGACAGGGAAACGAAUGAGCAACACACCUUGGUGUUAACUGCUGUGGACGGUGGUAAUCCACAAAUGUCGGGUACUGUUAAAAUAUAUAUAGAAGUAUUGGAUAUAAAUGAUAAUGCACCUGUUUUCAGUUCUGGGCUUUAUAAAUCGUCUUUAUCCGAAGAUUCUCCAAAAAGAACCGUGAUUUUGAGAGUCAGUGCUACCGAUUCAGAUAUAGGGACACAUGGCCAAGUUAUGUAUUCGUUUUCACAUGCUGGUGGAGCGUCAGAUCUUUUUAGUGUAGAUCCCCUCACAGGGGAAAUUACAGUUACUGGAGAAUUAGAUUUUGAGCGUAAUAAACAGCAUACACUAAGUGUGCAAGCAAUGGAUCGGGGGCGUCUAUCAGACACAAGUAAAGUACUGAUCGACGUUUUGGAUGUCAAUGACAACGACCCUCUAAUUACACUAAUGACCUUUUCUAACCCCAUACCUGAAGACGCGUCUCUAGAGACUGUUAUAGCAAUGGUGAACGUUAAAGAUUUAGACUCCGGUAGAAAUGGACAUAUCAAAUGUUCCAUCAACCAGGAUUUACCUUUCCACAUUAAGUCAUCCUCCUCCAACAUUUACAGUUUAGUCACAGAUCAGAUGUUGGACCGUGAAAUGAUUUCUGAGUACAAUAUUACUAUAACAGCAACGGAUGAGGGGUUUCCUCCACGUUCUACUAACAAGACUCUGACAUUGAGAAUAUCCGAUGUGAAUGAUAAUGCCCCAUUAUUUGAGAGGCACUCAUACACUGCUUAUGUGAUUGAGAACAACUCUCCAGGUGUUUCCAUUUUUUCACUAACAGCCAGUGAUAAGGACACCGGCAACAACGCACGGAUUUCAUAUUUUAUAGAUGAUUCACAUAAAGAUGGACUUUCAGUAUCCCCAUAUAUAUCUGUCAAUUCAGAAAGUGGCGUUAUACAUGCAGUGCGUGCCUUUGAUUAUGAACAAAUCAAAAACUUUAAGAUCUGCAUUAAAGCGCAAGAUGGAGGCUCACCGCCUCUGAGCACCAAUGUGACUUUAAGUGUUUUCAUAACAGAUCAGAACGACAACGCGCCUCAGGUUCUCUACCCAGUACAGACGAGUAGCUCUCUGGUGGCUGAAAUGGUGCCUCGUUCAGCAGAUGUGGGCUAUCUUGUCACUAAAGUGGUGGCUGUUGAUGUGGACUCUGGACAGAACGCCUGGCUCUCAUAUAAACUGCAGAAAGCGACAGACAGGGCGCUGUUUGAUGUAGGCCUACAGAAUGGCGAAAUAAGAACCAUACGCCAGGUCACUGAUAAAGAUGCUGUGAAACAAAGGCUCACUGUUGUAGUGGAGGACAACGGGCAGCCCUCUCGAUCAGCUACAGUCAAUGUGAAUGUGGCGGUGGCGGACAGCUUCCCUGAAGUGCUCUCAGAAUUCACUGACUUUACGCAUGACAAAGAAUACAACGACAACCUGACUUUUUAUUUAAUUUUGGCACUUGCUGUGGUUUCACUACUUUUUAUUUUUUCGAUUAUUGCUAUAAUUUCUGUGAAAAUCUACCGGUGGAAACAGAAUAAACUAUUCUAUAAAUCCUCAGCAAAUCUCCCCGUUAUCCCAUAUUACCCUCCCGUUUACACAGACGGAACCCUGGGAACCCUACAGCGUGUAUACAACUAUGAGGUGUGUGGAACCACUGAAUCUAGGAUGAGUGAUGUGAAGUUUGCGAGGCCUUAUAGCCAGAACACACUGGUGGAUGUGAGUCGCAUGGGGACAAUGCAGCGAGAAGAGAGAGAGCAGGAAGACGCUGAUGUCGGUGGAGAGGUGAGACACCCACCCUCCCCCUAUCAUAUCCUCUAUUCAGAUGUAGCUGUGUGUGUAUCUGAAUGACUGGGUGAUGUUUAUAUUCUGAAUAAAAUCAUGUAUU